Molecule: messenger RNA, 2391 nt
Organism: Linum trigynum
Lineage: Eukaryota; Viridiplantae; Streptophyta; Magnoliopsida; Malpighiales; Linaceae
Source: the annotation of a GenBank genome assembly
AUGUUUUGGCGUAUGGCUGGCCUCUCCACUGCUUCGCCGGUGGAGACAAUAUUGGACAAAAGUAAUUUUACUCUAGAGGAGCUGCUGGACGAGGAUGAAAUAAUUCAAGAAUGCAAGGCACUCAAUGGGCGCCUGAUCAACUUUUUGCGAGAAAAGGCUCAGGUGGAGCAGUUGAUUCGAUAUAUUGUGGAAGAGCCUACAGAAGAUGCCGAGAAACGGCGGGCAUUCAAGCUCCCGUUUAUUGCUUGUGAGAUAUUUACUUGUGAAGUUGAUAUCAUUCUGAAAACUUUGGUCGAAGACGAGGAGUUGAUGAACUUGUUGUUUUCUUUCUUGGAGCCAACCCAUUCCCAUGGGACACUGUUAGCAGGUUACUUCAGCAAGGUUUGCAUAUGCCUUUUGCUGCGAAAGACGGUUCCUUUCUUAAAUUAUGUAAAGGGUCAUCAGGAAAUUCUUGCAAAGCUGGUUGACCUUAUUGGUAUUACCUCUAUAAUGGAGGUAUUAAUUCGGUUGAUUGGUGCUGAUGAACAUUUGUACUCGAGUUACGCAGAUGACAUGCAGUGGAUACAGGAUACAAGUGUUCUGGAGUUGAUUGUCGACAAGUUCAGCUCAUCUGAUUGUCCAGAGGUGCAUGCUAAUACGGCUGAGACCCUUUGUGCAAUAACGCGAUUUGCUCCCCCUGGUCUUGCUGCCAAAAUAUCUAGCCCAAAUUUCAUUGGAAGGUUGUUUCGACACGCGCUAGAAGAAUCGAGGCCGAAAUCUGUACUAGUUAACUCACUAUCAAUAUGUAUAUCUUUGUUAGACCCUCGGAGGUUAAAUUUGGGGACGUAUCAUACAUUCAAUCGCCAGCUGAAUCAUGGAUCUGCUGUAAGUGCUAGUCCAACCACUGUUGAGGGGAUGCUGGAAAGCUUAGGUGACCUUCUGAAGCUGUUGGAUGUUUCAUCAACAGAGAAUGUCUUGUUAACUACAUAUGGAAAGUUGCAGCCACCUCUCGGCAAGCAUCGUUUAAAGAUUGUGGAAUUCAUAUCAGUCAUCCUAACCAUUGGUAGUGAAGCUGCCGAGAAGGAAUUAGUUCGACUUGGAGCCAUACAAAGGAUCUUAGACUUGUUUUUUGAGUAUCCCUACAAUAAUUUCUUGCACCACCAUGUAGAGAGCAUUAUAUUUUCGUGUUUCGAGAGCAAGAAUGGUGGUCUUUGUGAGCAUCUUCUUCGUGAAUGUAGUCUUGUGACAAAAAUACUUGAAGCUGAAACAAACUUCAAGUUAGCAACUGACUCAAGCAAGCCAACUGUCCCUGCCGAGGGUAGAUCGCCACCUAGGAUCGGGAAUAUUGGACACUUGACACGUGUAUCUAACAAACUGGUUCAGUUGGCAAAUAACAACUCUGCUGUUCAAUCACUUCUGCAGGAAAAUACUCAAUGGAUUGAUUGGCAAACAUCUGUCUUGACCAAGCGGAAUGUGGUGGAAAAUGUCUACCAGUGGGGCUGUGGGAGGCCAACUGCUCUGCAAGACCGGAGAGAUAGUGAUGAUGAUGAUUAUCAAGAUAGAGACUAUGAUGUUGCAGCACUCGCAAAUAAUUUGAGUCAAGCAUUCCGAUAUGGUAUUUACAACAAUGACGACGCGGAUGAGGUGCGUGGCUCACUUGAAAGAGAUGACGAGGAUGUCUACUUCGAUGAUGAAUCUGCUGAAGUAGUCAUAUCUUCUCUGCGUUUGGGUGAUGACCAGGACAGCAGUUCGCUAUUUACAAACUCCAACUGGUUUGCUUUUGAGGAUGACAGAGCUGCUAACGAGAGGUCUGCUGGAGCACCUGCUUCUUCCUCACCGAAUAAUAAUGAUGAGGGUGGGACUGGUGGUGCUGCCGCUGAUGUUAGCAACAAGGAGGAUGUAGCCGCAGCUAGUGAAGAUGAUGAUUUAGGUGACACAGCCACAUCUUUACCACCAUCGGUCGGCGUAUGCAACAAGAACCUGGAUGAGACGUCCGCAAACAGUAGUCUGUCUAAAGACUCGAAUGAAGAAAUGGAGACUGGAGCAAAUGAUAAUAAACCACCUGCUUGGGUGGAAUGGAGGGAAACACCUGACAAUGUCGAUGAUGGUUCAUCUGGUUCAAAGCAACCUCCUCCACCUCCCAACAACGAGGUUCAAAUAGAUGCAACCUCAAAUCAGGCGGAGGAUGGUCAGGAGGGCGGUCCAGAGUCUGUUAGUGAGCAGCAGUCGACUACUUCUCCAGCCGAAGCUCCCAUGACUGACUCAGCCACAUCUUCCAGUGGUUCAAUAAUCCCCAUUGCGUCUAUUGUUGCUGAUGCCAAGACCACGGAAGUAGGAACUGCUGAAGAUAAGGCGGCUGGAGAAGCGGCUAAAGCUGAUGAUGAUGAUGAUGGCAAGGAAAAGAGCGACUAA